AACAUCAGAAAUCUCUCUUUCCGCAAAUACAAGCGAGAGGCUGUUGACUUUCGGUAUCGUUUCCGGAGAACUCGAGUCGUGCGGGGACACUUCUGUUUAUGUGAAACCGGGACAGUGCAGUUGGAGGUGGGGCAGAUUCCAGCUGUAAGAGUCAUCCGGGCGUUGUUAGCGGAACCGAGCAGCUUCUCCAUGUCCGUGCUGGCGCAGAGCGAACACGGCUGCGUGCUGGAUUCACGCGCCCUCAUCGACCAGGGGUUCACGCGCUGCCUCCGCUGGAAACACGGUGAACGGACUCACGUGCAGUGUCGCUUUAAGAGCCAGUGGUUCCAGAUGUUAAGGAGCCACGAGGCCGCAGCUGUGGAUGCGGGACACGUGGAAAUGUUGCAGAAAGCAAACAAACCACCGAAGAAAAGGAAAAGAAAACACAGCGAACUCAACCAGGGGGAAAUUGAUUCACAAAUCUUCCACGAGAAGGUCAGGUCUGUCGUCUCCGAAGGAACCAAGUCCUUGCUGGAUUCUUCCCGAUCCCUGGGUUAUCUGAACGGAGCGACCGACACCGUUAAAGAGCCACUUCCUGUCCAGGAGUGCAGCCUGGCCGCUCUUUGUGAAAUGGCUAAAGAGCUACCUCUGGUGGACGACGAGGAGCAGGAACAUGUCCAGUCACUUGUCGCUGAGGGUGGCUGCACGUCACAUGUGGACUUGUUCUCUCGGGUGACGGAGAACAGGGCGGACCAGGCCACAGUGGUUACACUGAUGGGAGAGGAGUACGUGAUACCGCAGCACGCAUCCUUCCUGCUGUCUGAUUUCACACGAAUACAACCGCUAGUCCACUAUGGAAGAAAGUUUGACUUAAUCGUCAUGGAUCCACCGUGGGAAAACAAGUCUGUGAAAAGGAGUCGCAGAUACAGCUCUCUCCCCUCAUCCCAGCUGAAACGUCUCCCUAUCCCUCUACUGGCGUCUACGAACUGUUUGGUUGUCACCUGGGUCACAAACCGGCCCAGCCACCUGCGCUUCGUCCGUGAGGAGCUGUAUCCACACUGGGGGUUAGAGGUCGUAGCCCAAUGGCUCUGGGUCAAGGUGACCACAUCUGGACAGUUUGUGUAUCCGCUGGAUUCACCGCACAAGAAGCCGUAUGAAGUGCUGCUUCUGGGCCGAUACCGUCCCUCUGCAGAUCCCUCCACGAGCUCCUCAGAGACGUCAGAGGUUCCUGUAGAAGACUCGCGUUUGAUUGUCAGCGUCCCAUCAGCUCUCCACUCCCAGAAGCCCUCACUCUCAGAGGUGUUGAAGCGGUACGUCGGAGCGGACGCCUCGUGCCUGGAGCUGUUUGCUCGAAGCCUGCAGCCCGGAUGGACCAGCUGGGGCAACGAGGUGCUCAAGUUUCAGCACACGAGCUAUUUCACUCUGACACCCGCAGACGAUCCGGCAGACAUUUCUAAAGAUGAGGACAAACCCACAGUCACACUGUAGAGCCCAACUCCCCUGGUGAACCCUCUCCUCCUCCUCUCCUCUUCAUCCCUGGCCCACCACUGUGGACUAAUGACUGAUUUUAAACACUUGUCACAUCAGUAUUUCUCUGUUUUUAAUAAAGUUUCAACACCAAAAUGCUUCUAUACCAGUUUCCUUUUGAUCUGCACUUCUCCUCAUGCAUGCGGGACCUUUGAUUUCUUUUUGGGUUGGGGUACGUUUUUUAUGUAGUUAACCACAGGGCUGCCUUUGGAGAGAUGAAAGUGCAUUUCUGUUUUCGCUGUGUUUUGAACCUUACUUCCCAAAUUGCAAUCAGAUAAACAGAGUUUUUUCUCUUUUAAUAUUUGCCUUUUGAGGAAUCUCUGGCACAAUAUGUGUCUUAAGGAUGAUCAAAGUAUUUUUUAUUUUCUUACAUUUCAUGGUGUUUGAACUGAUUCUCAAAAUGUUUCCCAGUAUUAUACAGAAUCGCUUAAAGAUGUUUUUUUGUUUUUUUCUUGAACAAUUCUCUAAAGGACACUUAGUUCAAUAGAUAAUUUGUCCGUGGAUUUUCCUUGUUUCCUCUGAAAGAUGCCAUCUUCUCUGUCAGCAAAGGCCACAGCCGGCCUCCUCCGACAAGGCAGGGCCUCCCUAAUGAGUCUGUGGUAUCCAGAGGAUGGAGCGGAGGUGUGGCAGCGUGUGGGGAUGAAUAGCGCUGUCUUAAAGGCAGAUGAGGAUGAGUUACGGCCACUGCAGCACAGUAUACAUCACAGCUAAUGAAGACAGAGUAUUUGAAAAGUCGACUCAGCGAAAUGUUCACUCAUCUAUGAAUUGCCAGUGGCUUUUCAUUGAUGUCCUCCAGUAUUCUGCUCUUUCAAUGCUAAUUCAUCAUCCUUCAAGCCGACUGGUCAAAACUACCAAGCUAGAUCUGCAGGGGUGACAGGAUGCGGAUCGGCAGGAGUGCGCGGCGGUGGGUCCAUGAUUAGACCAGAUCGGAACUGCAGGGUGUGGUGUUCUCUGUACCGCUGUCACACACAUCAAACAGUCAGGCGUCGCCAUCAGGUACGAAGGAUCAGCAGGAAACUGAGAGACUGGAGGUGGAGAGUGACUCAAAGCUUCGGUUCUCCUGUGUCGUCACUGCCCCUCUGACCUCUGGGCUUGUUUACACCCUAUGUAUGGGUGUGCGGUCCUGGUCUUAUCCACGUUGUGGGGACACCGACUACAAAGUUGCAUUACAAGGACAUGUCUUCCUUAUGGGGACGUAAGUCACGUGAAGACAUGUUUUAAGGUUCAAGGAUAAAGUUAGGGAUAGGUAUGUAGUAGGUUUUGGUUAUGGACAGAGUUUGUGUUAUAAGUCAAUGUACAGUGCGUGUCUGUCUGUGUGUGUGUGUGUGUUGGUGAGUAUGCACAUAGGCAGAUGCAGGUGUGUGUGUGACAACCACAGGGAGUUGGUGGUGAAAAAAUUAAUGCCUGUAAAUGAAUUAACCCUGAGCAGCUCUCACACUCGCAGGAAAAACAAAUUUGCACCUCUUUCACACUCACCUGGCUGCAUUUAUUCAUGAACUUCUCACAUGUAAGAAAGGCACAAAGAUGGUGAACAUGGAGAGAGCUUUUAAUGCUGCAAUUUACAUAACUCCAGACACUUUCUACAGAAUGUACUAUUCAUUUUACAGGCGAGAUUCAUGGAGCACAAUUAAAAUGUGAACAGGAGGCUUUUACGUGUCUUAUUAAACACUGUAAAGGACAGAUUUUAUUGUUACACAAUGAAGGGAAUCUCUUUUGAAUAACAGCAAUACACCACUUGUUUCUGAGCUUUCAGGCAAUACAAAGUCUCAACUGAAACUUUCAAUGGACUAUGAAUGUUAUGAACAAACUAGUUCUAUCAUAGUGUUGCACUUGGUUGUGUGUAUGAUUGUAGUGGAAGUGGCCUGGUAGUUUAAAGAAAUGACAGCUUGAGAAAAUCCUCCUACUUUCUGCUUUUCUAUUUUAUAAAUCUUUGAAAAUGUCAAUCGAUUUCUUCCUCAACUAAAAUGUUCAAUCUGAGAGAAACUAAAAUAUUCCCCACAUUGUUAGUCAGGAAUGUAGUGUUAAUGUAUCAUGUACUGGAUAUGAAUGACUAUACAGUUGGUUGGUUUAUCAGGUAUUGCCAGAUUUUUCCCUUCUUCUUUGGUUUCUGAACGUGUGAGCUACACUAUUUCCGAUGUGCAAAUUAAAACGGAAAUCCUGCUAUGAACUCGC
This is a messenger RNA of Hippoglossus stenolepis (Pacific halibut), 3678 nucleotides long. RefSeq names its product methyltransferase 4, N6-adenosine (gene mettl4). The record is from RefSeq and is a predicted model, not a curated record. Bases 190 to 1467 code for a protein of 425 amino acids. Gene Ontology annotation, cellular component: RNA N6-methyladenosine methyltransferase complex; nucleus; cytosol. The transcript is spliced from 10 exons. NCBI's taxonomy places the organism in Eukaryota, Metazoa, Chordata, Actinopteri, Pleuronectiformes, Pleuronectidae. Gene Ontology annotation, molecular function: nucleic acid binding; RNA methyltransferase activity; site-specific DNA-methyltransferase (adenine-specific) activity.